Molecule: messenger RNA, 1263 nt
Organism: Exophiala aquamarina CBS 119918
Lineage: Eukaryota; Fungi; Ascomycota; Eurotiomycetes; Chaetothyriales; Herpotrichiellaceae
Exons: 2
Coding region: 1-1263 (420 amino acids)
Biological process (GO): tRNA modification; mRNA pseudouridine synthesis
Cellular component (GO): mitochondrion
Molecular function (GO): RNA binding; pseudouridine synthase activity
Source: RefSeq, a predicted model, not a curated record
AUGGCUCAGGGCUCCGGCAAAGUCCUCGAGGGCAUCUUCGCCAUCAGCAAACCCCAGAGCCUGUCAUCUGCUCAAGUCCUCCGCGACUUGCAACACAAAUUUGCCGAGUCCAAGAUCUUCGCUCCUCUGCUUCAGGAGUCUCAGAACAUGCGCCAGCAGAAUAAUAACAAGAGAAAGAGGCAUCUCAGCAAUGACAACAUCUUCAAGAUGGGCCAUGGAGGCACUCUCGACCCACUAGCCACGGGCAUCCUGAUCGUCGGCCUUGGCCGAGGUACCAAACACCUGAUACAAUUCUUGGAAUGCAAGAAGACAUACGAGACGGUGGUGCUAUUCGGGAAAAGUACGACCACCUAUGAUGUUGCUGGACAAGUUGUCGCAGAAGCUCCUGCGGACAUGGUCACUAAACAAGUCGUGGAAGAGCAACUUGCCAACUUUCGGGGGCAACUGAAGCAGAUCCCACCAAUCUAUAGUGCUAUCAAGAUCGAUGGCAUGAAGCUCUACGAUUAUGCACGAAGUGGCAGAGAGCUCCCCCGAGAGUUGGAAAGCCGGGGAGUGGAAGUUACCGAGUGCACUCUCCUAGAUUUUUACGAAGCCGGCCAGCAUGAUUUCAGAUAUCCGGCCGAACAAGCGUCUGAGGAAGAGAAAAUGACUGCAAACAAACUUAUGCAAGGGGCGGAAGCAACGAAAAAACUGCUUGCGGAGCAGGCACCUAAGUCAGUGGCGCCAAAGGUCGCACACGAAGAAAAUUGUCUCCCUCGAGAUCAAAAAGCAGCAUUACAUACCCAUCCCCUACCGACACAAGAAGCGGAACCAGCACAAGCGCCCGCCGCACGGAUACGUCUGACUGUGAGCAGUGGCUUUUAUGUGCGCUCCUUUGCACAUGAUCUCGGUAUAAGUUGCGGAUCGCUUGGUACUAUGGCAGCAUUGAGCAGAAGCAGUCAGGCGGAGUAUACAAUUGCCGACCCUGCUCCAGAGGGAUUCACCACGGCCCUUACCAUGGAUGAUAUGGAGGCAGGUGAGGAUGUUUGGGCUCCCAAGAUUUCCGCUAUGCUUGAGCCAUGGCUAGAAUCAACCCCACCAACUGAGACGCCAAACGAUAGGAAUUUUCCGAGGCACUUCGAUGGCAGAAGGGGUGGGAUGGGCGGCCGAGGAGCUCAAUACAGAGGGAAGGGCUCGAAACGAAGCUGGAGUGAAGGGGGCAGAGACCACGAGUAUACGCCCAAGCGAGCAAGACGGCGCAAUAGCUCAUCGCCUGAAGUGUGA